Molecule: messenger RNA, 3565 nt
Organism: Girardinichthys multiradiatus
Lineage: Eukaryota; Metazoa; Chordata; Actinopteri; Cyprinodontiformes; Goodeidae
Gene: rassf5
Product: Ras association domain family member 5
Exons: 6
Coding region: 20-1732 (570 amino acids)
Biological process (GO): signal transduction
Cellular component (GO): nucleus
Source: RefSeq, a predicted model, not a curated record
AGCGCGCGCUCUGCAUUUAAUGCUCUUGAUCCGUCGCGUCACUACUACAGAUGUGUCACUGGCGGGAGAUGAGUUUACAGUCAGCGCACACCUGCUAAAUAUCUACACAACCAAACACAGUCAUUGCGAGGAGCGCAGCGUCAUGGCGUCUGUGAGCGUGGUGGGGCAGCAGCCCGGUCCGCACAGACUGGACUCGGAACCGCAGAUCCUGCUCUUUAAACUGUCCGGCACUAAAAAGAAAAUCUCGCUGCCGAGGAGGUCGUCCUGGGAGAAGAUGAUGCUCGCCAGGAGCGGUAUGGACGCUGCUGAAGAGGAGUUGCGAACUCGUCCUUUACGGCGUCCAGGACCAGGUGGAGGGAGGAUGCCCGCUGGAGGAUGCGGUGCCACAGCCGGCCUCGAAGCGCCACGUAGCCCCACACAGGAUGGAGCAGCGGGCGGCUGCGGCGGCGUUGCCCCAGGGAUGACCGGACACAUCACCAAUGGCUUCAUAAACUGUGACUCAAACCAAAAUAAGGGCUGUCGGAGGGGAGGAUCGCUGAAGGAGCCUGGAGUCUAUGCCAUGCCAAGCGGAACGGGUAACAGACCGAAAAGAGCACACCGCCACCGGGAUGCGUCGCAAGGGAGACGGGGCUCCCGGAAUGGAGACAGUCAUAGCGGACAUCAGAGCGUCUCCUCCGCGGUCUUACCCCCCGGAGAACGACGCUGCUUGCCGCUGGAGCGGCUCACUCAGGGCAGGACUGGGCUGGUGAAGCUGGCCCGCACCGAACCUCACCGCAGGGAGGCCUGGUCUAUAUUUCCCCGGGAGAUGGACCCCCGAGUGAGAGCAGAGAGAGGUGAAGGACACCGGUUCGAGACCAAGCCGGUGAAACAGGACUGGUGUGACGCCUGCAGCAGACAGAUUACAGCGCAGGGACUCCAGUGUCAAAACUGCAGCUAUACCUGUCACCUGGAGUGUGAGGGUGAGGUUCAGCUCGACUGCAACCAGAGAGACAGAGAAACAGAAGAAAGCUCAGACCUCAAAUGUUGCUCUUCUUCCUCUUCCUCCUCUGCAGCUCCUAGGUUCAAGCAGAGUGAAACAAAGGAGGAAGAGGAGGGAGGCGCUAAAGAGCUGUCAGAGGAAGAGGUCCGAACCAAGAUAGAGUCGUACAACGCUCAAGUGUCUGAAAAUGGCAUGAACCUGGCUGAAGAUGGAUCUUUCACCGGCUUCAUCAAGGUCCACCUGCGACUCAGUCGACCGGUCACAGUGGAGGGCAACCAGGGGCGCGCCCCAUUGGACGACCAGGACGGAAAAAUGGCAGAGCAUACAGAAAAGAGGACAUCCUUCUACUUGCCAUGCGAUUGUGUGAAGCAGAUCCACAUCGGCUCUCUGACAACCACCAGUGAGGUGAUACAGGGCUUGCUGAAGAAAUUCCUGGUGCUAGAUGAUCCUCGCAAGUUCGCAUUAUACAGGCAGACGCACAGAGACGGACAGGACUUGUUCCAGAAGCUCCCUCUGUCUGAGCAUCCUCUUGUCCUGAGGUUGAUAGCAGGACCAGAUGCUGAGCUGCUCACCUUUGUCCUGAAGGAAAAUGAGACUGGAGAGGUUGAGUGGCACGCAUUCUCUGUCCCUGAGCUCCAAAACUUCUUGGUCAUCCUGGAGAAGGAGGAGGCGGAGCGCGUACGAGCAGUGCAGCAAAAAUACACCAUUUACCGACAGAAGCUACAGCAGGCCCUUCAACAACACGGCCCGUGACCCCUCACCUGUCCCCUGAUGUCUCCAACCCAGGGAUGCACAGACCUUUAGGACAAGGACCCAAUGACUCCCAGUGAUCUAAGUCAAGAGAGUGAAGCCUGAGCUGAACCUGUGUUUGGACUCUUCAUCGACAGACAUUCAGAUACAGACAAGUGACACACUGAUGCAUAUACUUUCUCAGGUCGUGUACAGGCUCCCUUACACAAUCCCAUCAUACAAGCAGGACCCGGACAACAGUUGUUUACCCUGCCAAGGAAGAUCUGGAACUGCAACUUCUUCUUGAGAUCUCAUUUAUGACUGAUGUGAAUCAGCAAUGUUUUUUAAAGUUUUCCCUUCUUUUCUGCUUGUACAACUACUGCUGCUGCUGCUACUGCAAGUGUUACUUAUGCAUGAGUCUCUCAGCUCAUCCACCCUGCCCAUAGGAUUAGGAUUAGAACGGAAGGCAUGAUUACUUUUAGCUGUUUUGAGCUGGAGCUGAAACACAAUCAUACUGUGUGUUUGUUUUUCUUAGAAAUGAUGUCUGAAAUCAUCCGAUUUCAUCUUUCAUCCUUUGCGUUCUGGAUUUGCAGAUUUGAUCAGGAAAGGUCAUGAAGCAGAUUGCUUAAUUUGCUUUCAGUUCAUUGAACAGAAAAAGAGCAAGAUAUUAACUUGCCUCCUCUUUCUCUACACCUUCACAGCAUGAUGCUGCCACCACCAUGUUCUCAGUAUGUGUUUAAAUGCUCAUAUUAGCCCAUACAUGAAAUAAUUUGAAAGUAGGAAAGGGGUUUGUUGUUUUUCUCCUCCAAUACAUCCAAUCCCACCAUGAUCACCGAUGGCAGAUGAAGUUACUUUCUUUUUUUUUGCUACCUAAAUCCACAACUAAGAAUACAUAAAUCCCAUCCUGAUGUGAUACUAAGAGAGGCAGCCCACAUGCCUUUACUUGCAAACAAACUGUUGCUGUUUUGGGUUUUGUAUUUGACCGUGAGAGGACGUCUGCACCAAUGCUUACACUGACGAAGAGCAUUUUAAAUUUAUUUGGGGGUGGUGUAUGUAAAAAAAAAAAAAAAAAUCGGCCUCUGUUUUGCACAUGUUGAUCUAGACCACAUCUCUGAGGCUGUGCAUGCCUUUUAGUUUUUCUUCAUACCCCUAAAAAGGAACAAACAUAUGUAAAAUUCAUAAUAAUGGCUAUGAUAUGUUUGCAAUGCUAGUGAUUUGUGUAGACACUGGAAAAAAAGUUUUUUGACAUCAUUACUACUUACUGUCAUGUGUGUGUGUGUGCGUGUGUGUGUGCGUGUGCGUGUGGUCAUCCUGGGUUGUGAGGAUUCAUCCCACUGGUUCUCACUCAUAUGUUGGUUAUAACCUGCAGAUAGGUGAGGCCUGUUGUCCAUGAGGACAUACUUCGCUGUAAAACCCACGUUUGUGUGUUACUAUCUUUCCCACCCGAGCUGUUCCUGCUGGCAGUGCCUUUAGUUUCAUGUGUUUUCUGCCUAACAUGGGUUUCAUCACGCGUACAGGUGCCUGAUUGAGUUACAUGUCUGGGUCCUUCUGCAUGUGUGCGAUGAUGUUUCUGAAGUGCCGCCGUGCGUUGAUUUAUAUUACGUUUGUUCCUUUAAUUCCCAUUUUCAGAAUGCUCCUUUAUUUUUCCAGCAAAUCCCAUGUGGGAGUUUGUGUGUAUGUUUGCGUGUGUGUGCGUUAUAUUUAUUUCAUGGUUCACAACCAUCCAUGAGAAAUUGUGUAAAGAGUGUUGCUUUAUUUUUGCAAUUUAUUUAGUUUUACUUGCACAACUGUGCAUAAAUAUAUGACUAGACCUGUACAGAAAUUUAAAUGAAAUAAAAGGUUAACCUCCUUAUUGAA